Molecule: messenger RNA, 1614 nt
Organism: Paecilomyces variotii
Lineage: Eukaryota; Fungi; Ascomycota; Eurotiomycetes; Eurotiales; Thermoascaceae
Product: putative saccharopine dehydrogenase
Exons: 6
Coding region: 307-1551 (414 amino acids)
Biological process (GO): glycolipid biosynthetic process
Cellular component (GO): lipid droplet; plasma membrane; mitochondrion
Source: RefSeq, a predicted model, not a curated record
UUGACGGAACUGCGGAGCCGCUUCUCGGAGGUCUUGGCAAUGGCAUAUCACGUGAAUACAUCUCGGUUUCACGUGCAUGAUAUCGUUUCGGAUCAUCGAUGGUUACCUAAGUUAUAUCAUCAGUCAAGAGUGCUAGACGCCACCUAGGGACAAGGUAGCCUUUCAUUUAUUCAGGUAGAGUAUCUUCCUGGAUCUACACAUCUAUUUGAACCGGAUUCAUUGAAACACCCUUCGAUUGCCAUUGGUGAUUCGCUACAACGUCACAUGCGUUCUGCCUCCGUCUUGUCUCUGACUGGAUUGUGAACGAUGGCUUCUGAAAACAUGUUCGAUUUCGUACUUCUCGGCCCUACCGGGUAUACGGGAAGACUGUGUGCAGAGCAUAUUGUGCAGCAUCUGCCAACUGAUAUCAAAUGGGCCCUGGCAGGCCGCUCGGCUGGGAAACUAGAAGCUGUGGCCAGGGAACUUCGAGAUUUGAAUCCAGACCGAAUCCAACCUGAGAUAUUGACCGUUCAGCUCGUCGAGACAGAGUUGAGACCCUUGGCACAGAAGACACGGCUGAUCAUCAAUUGCGUUGGCCCGUAUCAUCUGUACUCGACUCCUGUGGUGCAAGUCUGUGCUGAAACCGGUACUCAUUAUGUGGAUGUUACUGGAGAAACGCCAUGGAUCCGACAGCUCAUUCCAAAGUACCACGAACCAGCAAGGUUGAAUGGUGCCAUUAUUAUCCCAUCACUGGGCAUUGAGAGUACGCCUCCCGAUAUUCUCACCUGGUCUCUAGUGAAGACCAUUCGAGAACAGCUAUCCACAGGAACAAAGGAAGCCAUUUCUUGCGUCCAUGAAGUCAAGAGCUCCGGCCCUAGCGGUGGCACUCUUGCUACAAUCCUCACCACCCUCGAGACAACCAACAUCACGGAUCUCAUCAAGUCGGCGGACCCCUUCGCACUAGCUGCUUCCGAACCACCAAAACAAACACCUAGACGCUCAUUAUCAGAGCUAGUGUCGGGAGUCACCUCCGUCUCAGACCUAGGAACUCUAACCACAUCUCCGUCCGGCAUGGCCGAUACAGCCAUCGUGCACCGCAGCAGCACACUGAUGCGCGAAUUCUACGGCCCACGAUUCUACUUCCGACACUACGCACACGUCAGAAAUGCAUUCGUGGGCGUCGUCUUCCACUACGCCUUCCUGGUCGGGAUAGUACUCCUUACCCUCUCUCCGGUCCGAUGGCUCGUGAGCAAAUUCGUCUACGCUCCGGGUCAAGGUCCCCGCAAAGAAGACUGCGCCAGGGACAUGGUCGAGUACCGAGCUGUUGCCAUACCUGAUGUAGAUACGCCCAAGCCGAAGCGUGCGUUGGGUCGACUGAUCUACAAUGGCGAUAUGUAUACUCUCACGGCUGUUUUUCUGGCCGAGGCAGCUAUGGUGAUCUUGUAUCAUGAAGCGAAGAUCAAGAAGGUUUCUCGUGGUGGAAUGGUCACCCCGGCUACUUUGGGUCAGGAGUUUGUGGAUCGACUUGAUAAAGUCGGAUGUCAUAUUGAGACUAGACUCGUUGACAACUGAGCUGAUAUUAGGUCUCCUCAGCUAGAAGACACAUAAUAUAAUAUCAUCUCUCAUCCCUUCGAG